Molecule: messenger RNA, 471 nt
Organism: Stylonychia lemnae
Lineage: Eukaryota; Ciliophora; Spirotrichea; Sporadotrichida; Oxytrichidae
Source: the annotation of a GenBank genome assembly
AUGCUGGUGACUUAACUUUUACUCACUAGACAACCCUAAAUCAUUGAUUCGCAAGAAUCGAUGAAGUGUCUUAAACAACAAUAGACAUUAUCAAAUAAAACAUUCUUGAGAACACUUGUCAAAGAUUACAAAUAGAAAUUAGUUUGCUUGAUGCCAUUCAUAGAGUUUAUGAAUUUUAUGCAGAAAAAUUUUUUGGCCUAUACUACCGUUCAAUCAGAUACAAAUUCCUUGAUAAUCAUAAGACCUAGCCAGAAUUGGGCAGAGCUAAUGCACUAAGAAACAUAUCUUUUAACAAAUGAAUGGAUAAAUAAUGCAAGCUUUAUGCUGCUUUUCAAUGAUAGCUUAGCGAAUUGGAAUGUUGAAAAGUCCAGACAAGAAGUACCGAGACAUGAAUACUCUAUUGGCUGGAUCAUUGGCUCAAUAAAAGCAAAUGAUGUAUACCUUAAGUUAAUCUUAGUAGAUGAAGUAUGA